Molecule: messenger RNA, 2481 nt
Organism: Ricinus communis (castor bean)
Lineage: Eukaryota; Viridiplantae; Streptophyta; Magnoliopsida; Malpighiales; Euphorbiaceae
Exons: 6
Coding region: 350-2335 (661 amino acids)
Biological process (GO): intracellular signal transduction
Source: RefSeq, a predicted model, not a curated record
GCCGAGGCGGGACCAUUCAUAGGCCGGGCGACAAAAUGACUAAUUCCCUUGAAAAUUGUAAAUUGAUUUUGAUUUGGCUAAUCCUAUUUCUAAACUGAUACGCAUCAAACAGAAUGCAAAGACUCUUUCUCUGCAUUUUUUGACCCCUUUCUUUCUUUUUUGGUUUCUUUUUCUUUUUCUUUUUCUUAAACCUCCCAAUCCAUUCCAUUCCAUCUCUCUCUCUCUAUAUAUUAAACCCUUCCGAUCUUACCAUUCCAUCAUCUCCUAUUCGUUUUUUUGCUCUCUGUUUUUGUGCCUCUUGUCACCAAUUCAAUCGAGAUAUAUCAACAAAACAGAAGCAAACAAGGCAAUGGAAUUAUCUGACGGUGACCGCAAGGUUUCUAAUGAUGGUGCCAUUUUAGACGAACACUUCCGCAACGAUUUUCCAGCAGAAAUGAAUUCCGAUGUUAAACACCACCAGCAGCACCAACAACAACAAGAAGAUGAUGAUGAAGAUUCAGGACCAAAAAUAUCGGACCAUCAGGAUACUCACGUGCCUGAGAUAUCGGAAACCAUGAGCUGUCACGUGUCGAAAGAAGAGGACGUAGCCGUUACAAACAAUAUUACUCAUUUACAAAUAAUCCAACCUCACUCCCUGCUUCCAAAGCCAGAGGUACCUCCAGGCCUUUUCUCUAACCAAAACGCCGAUCCUUUUACCCGAUUCAAAUCCUUACCGGACAGUUUAACUGUCGAUAUGCCGUCUCUCGGGAAGUUCUUUAAAGACAGAAGCAAUAGUUUAUCAGCCUCCAUUGCUAAUCGGUUCUCAUCUUUCAAAAACAAUAACAAUACCAAUGAUGAUCACCAGAUGAACAAGGUCACAGAGUUCAGCAUAUCGGGACUCAAAGUGAUAGUCAAGCUCAAGAACGAACGCGAUUUUGAAUUUAUUAAAGGAAGGAUUACUUUCUUCUCCAGGUCGAAUUGCAGAGAUUGCACUGCUGUUCGGUCCUUUUUCAGAGAGAAAAGAUUGAAGUUCGUCGAGAUUAACAUCGAUGUGUUUCCGCUCAGAGAAAAUGAGCUAAUCCAAAGAACAGGAAAUUCUCAAGUGCCUCAGAUUUUCUUCAAUGAUAAGCUAUUUGGCGGCUUAGUCGCCUUGAAUUCCUUGAGAAACAGCGGAGGUUUUGACCACAGGUUGAAGGAGAUGCUAGGGAGUAAAUGUUCGGGCGAUGCUCCUGCACCUCCUGUUUAUGGCUUUGAUGACCCGGAGGAAGAAGCAAUUGAUGAGAUGGUGGAGAUCGUAAGGCUUCUGAGGCAAAGAUUGCCAAUUCAGGACCGUCUAAUGAAGAUGAAGAUUGUGAAGAAUUGCUUUGCUGGUUCACAGAUGGUGGAGGUGCUGAUUCAGCACCUGGAUUGCGCCAGAAAGAAGGCUGUUGAAAUUGGCAAGCAGCUGGCAAAGAAGCACUUUAUUCAUCAUGUCUUCGGGGAAAAUGAUUUUGAAGAUGGAAACCACUUUUAUCGUUUUCUUGAGCACCAACCAUUCAUUCCCAAAUGCUACAACUUUCGAGGAUCUAUAAAUGAUAGUGAACCCAAGUCAGCAAUUAAGGUUGGCCAGAGGCUCAACAAGAUAAUGUCUGCAAUACUCGAGUCAUAUGCCUCUGACGAUAGGUGUCAUGUUGAUUAUGCCGGCAUCAGCAAGAGUGAGGAAUUUCGAAGAUAUGUAAAUUUGGUUCAGGAUCUUCAUAGGGUUGAUCUACUUGAACUCUCGACAAAUGAGAAACUGGCCUUCUUCUUGAACUUGCAUAAUGCCAUGGUCAUCCAUGCUGUGAUUAGAGUAGGGUGUCCAGAAGGGGUAAUUGACAGGAGAUCAUUCUUUUCAGACUUCCAAUAUAUUGUAGGAGGCUCUCCUUACUCUCUCAACGUAAUAAAGAAUGGAAUCCUCAGAAACAAUCGAAGAUCUCCCUACUCACUGGUCAAGCCUUUUGGUGCUGGAGACAGGCGCUUGGAGCAGAUAGCUGUUCAGAAAGUGAAUCCACUGGUUCAUUUUGGAUUAUGCAAUGGAACAAGGUCAAGUCCCACUGUCAGAUUUUUCACAGCCCAAGGAGUUGAAGCUGAAUUGAAAUAUGCUGCAAGGGAAUUCUUCCAAAGAAGUGGAAUGGAGGUGGACUUGGAAAAGCGGACAGUUCACCUUACACGGAUCGUAAAGUGGUCCAACGCGGACUUCGGCCAAGAGAAAGAAAUUCUCAGGUGGAUGAUUAAUUACUUGGAUGCAACUAAAGCAGGUCUACUUACACAUCUUCUGGGAGAUGGGGGCCCUAUCAAUAUCGUGUACCAAAAUUAUGACUGGUCUGUCAACUCCUGAUUACCACACACUAAUUUUGAGAGGGAUUGGAUUGCAUUACUCUGGGACUGGCUAAUCUGUACAUAAUGCCCAAAAUUUGAAGCCAUCAACUAGCCAAGAUAGGAAAUUAUUGAUUUACAAGCAAUACGGAACCUUCUGUUUUCUUC